AUGAAAAUAUUUCAAAACACAGCAUUGACACCAGCCAAUGCUCAUCAUAUAUUUACUAGUAUACAACCAAUAUGGGACUAUAUAAAAGAUAAUGCCUGGCAAUCGAUAUUGAAAGUUUUAAAUUUACCGCAAAUUUUAGCUAGUCUUCCACCUAGUAUUAUAUCAAACAAAAUUUUAGAUAAAUUGUUAGGGUUAUCAAGUGACGAUGAUGUUACAAAAAUAAUAGAGUCUAACAGAAAUCGUCAGGGAUACAAUGAAGAACAAAAAAGUACAUUUGUUCGAAAUUAUAUUUCUAAAAUAAAAAAUAAAUUAAAUCCAGCAAAUUUUCGUCAAUUAAUAACGGAAAAACUUGGCCUAGGAUUUUUGAAGUAUUUACCAUUAGAUUUUCUGUUAAAAAAUAAUAUAUUCAAUGAUAACAAUGUUUUACGUGAUGCCGCGGCUAAUUUACAUUUAAUGUCACCAUUACAAAAAGAUGCAAUAGCCACAAAAGUUUAUCGUGCAUUAACAUCAGAUUCAAUAUCUAAUCUUGCAACAGAUGGUGCUCCAUUGAGACUUGAAUCACCUGAAUCAAUGGGUAUUCUAGCCGGUGUACUACCAAGUUUAUCUCCACGACAAGUGAUCAAAGCUGUUGGCAAUAACGUUAUUCCCUUGCUGGCUACUCAGCAGGUACGAUCAGAUGUGUCCUGUGCAACUGCUAUGGGUCUAUUGAAUCGUACCAUAGAAGCAAACAGAAAUAAUCGUGCAUUUAAACCAGAGGCAAAAUAUUUACAACGUUGGCAAGAAUGUUAUUCCUGUGAUCUUAGGAAUUUUCUAAUUGAUAGAGAUGAUAUUAAAGAAUUAUUGAAAAAUCAUCCAAAUCCAGAAGGAUGUGAAGACUUAGUUAAUGAAGUAAAAAAAGAAUUCGAUUUAGAAAAUAGAUUAACAGGUCCAAAACUCAAAAGUGUCUCAGAUGUUCUUGGAUCCUUGUAUCGACCUGACGAAAUUAGUGACCUAUCCGAUAACCUGAUGGCUGAAUUAGGAAACGAUCAGGCAGCUAUUGAAAAACUUGGUCAACAAGAUUUGGAUCCACAUGAGGCUCGUACAAUAAUAAAUAAAAUUCCACGUCGCAUACAAGAAAAUUGGAAUCAAGGUAUCCUAGGUAAAUUAGGCAAUUUACUUCCCGGCUUAGAUGAAAAUAUAUUUAACGGAUUACUUCAAAAACGUGGUAAUUUACCGGCGUUAUUCUCGGAACAAAUGAAACCGUUUAUAACGAAAUUAGUUCCAUCAAGAAUUCGUCGUCUAAUUGAUAAGUAUGCAACAGAAGGAAACAUUCAAACUUAUAAAAAAUUAUUAACUUCUGACUAUGCGAAAAAAUUUAUUUCGUCAGCUACAUUAAUGAAAAUAUUAAAUCAAGCCCCUGAUGUUGUUCGUUUCUUCGAUUUACGCCGGCACAGGUUCGACUUAUUAAAUUAUAGGAAAUGA
Messenger RNA from Didymodactylos carnosus, 1461 nucleotides. NCBI's taxonomy places the organism in Eukaryota, Metazoa, Rotifera, Eurotatoria, Philodinida, Philodinidae. The record is from the annotation of a GenBank genome assembly.